AUGGAAACUAAAUUGAGUUGUGCUAUUAAAGCCAGCAAAGAGCUUGUAACUAAUUUACAUCGUGAUGGAUUGGAUCGUGGGUGUAUUGCAACAUUUAAUAACUCUAUGGUGAUUAGACAGAGUUUCACUGAAAAUGAAAGUUCCCUUCAUCGUUCCCUAGAAGCAUUAAGAAAUAUCGCUUCAGGUGGAACUUGCCUCUAUGACAGUAUGUACGAUCUUAUAACUGGAACCUUCCGUCGCAAAGGGGAUGUAACUCGCCCUUGGGUCAUGAUCGUUGUGACUGAUGGUAAUGAUAUUUCCAGUACAAGAAGUCUUUAUAAGUGUGCCGAGGAAAUCUACAGCAAAUUUACUAGAGAGAGUAGUAACUAUUUGUUUCUUGUCGGAGUUGGAGACGAUGUAAAAUCGGAUAACAUGGAAAUUAUGGCCAAAAAAGGCAAUUUCACAUAUGUUCCAGUCAAAGAUUUUUACCUACUCGAAUUUGUAUUCAUGACUCUCGCGCUCAAAGUUACCAAUUCCCUUUCCCUUUCCGUAAAUAGUCUUGCCGUCAAUAAUGUUUCUGCUACAUGGGCAGAAGUUCAACAACAUAGGCGACUCAGCAACGUUGCUAUCGAUUAUGCUCUGUUGAUUGAUAUUUCAUAUUCCAUGAAUGACAGAAUUCGCGGACCUCCACCACCAAAAUGUUUCGCAGGACAUGAUUUAAAAGAAGCAUAUUCACGUGAUUGGUAUUGUGACAUCUGUGGGAAAGAAGGUCAAUCACCGACAUCCAAACAUCAUUGCACCAGUUGCAAUUUUGAUGCAUGUCCUAGCCAUUGCGAGUCUGGCGUUAAAUGUAAACCUCUUGGUUACUGCCCAAAAAGUCAUCCUUUACGUUGUGUAAAAUAUACCGGAAAAUGGGUAUGCGAUGAAGAUCGAAAGUUGUAUAGAGGAGGUAUGAGUUUAAAAUGUAACCAAUGUGACUACGAUAUGUGUAUGGGUUGUUUGGAAGACAAAUAUGUAAUUCUUGGUUUGGCAAAGUUGAUCUUAGGAAGUUAA
This is a messenger RNA of Diversispora eburnea, 1032 nucleotides long. The record is from the annotation of a GenBank genome assembly. Lineage: Eukaryota; Fungi; Glomeromycota; Glomeromycetes; Diversisporales; Diversisporaceae.